This is a messenger RNA of Zootoca vivipara (common lizard), 3445 nucleotides long. Lineage: Eukaryota; Metazoa; Chordata; Lepidosauria; Squamata; Lacertidae. The record is from RefSeq and is a predicted model, not a curated record.
AUUUGCAGUUUAUUCACUCCAUCUGGCCUGUCUUCUUCGUCUCGUCUCUGUGACCUCUCCAAAAGGGGACCCGUUUGGCUUGAGCUUCCCGAAAUAGCGCCGCAAACACCGCGAUGUAAGGUGCCAGUGAAUUUCGCCAGCGAUCAAGGGACACUGCUGGAUCCAGAUCAAAGAAUCCUGCACAACAGCAUCAUGCCGGAGAGUGCUGGGAAUGUGGCCUUUCUGGGUGAUGGGCAGGACAUGCAGAUGCAAAGUUCUGAGCAAGAAAAACAAACAGGGUCAUCACCGGGAUUAGCAGGAGAAGCAGUUUCCCAGUGCCUUGAGAGAAGAGAGACUGUGCUAAAUCAUCACAGGGCUGAGAAGGAGCUGGACCACCACCUAUCAAAGAGAAGGGCUAGCGCCAUUCCUAAUGGGGGUGGCUCCCAGGAUCUUUGCAAAGGCCCAGCACGAAAGCGAAUCCGCAAAACUCAGGGCCCAAGGACGUGCAAUGAGUGUGGGAAGACCUUCGCUCAGGCCUCGAACCUUCUGGCACAUAAAAGAAUCCACACAGGCGAGAAGCCAUAUAAAUGUGUGCACUGCGGGAAAAGCUUCACCGAACGGUCCAAUCGUAACAGGCAUCAGAGGACCCAUUCCGGAGAGAAACCGUAUCAGUGUGUCGACUGCGGGAAAAGUUUUAGCUUCCGAUCGGACCUUAUUAGACACGGGAUUACCCAUACAGGAGAGAGACCAUAUAAAUGUUCGGACUGUGGGAAAAGCUUCAGUCACGCCUCCACUCUGAUUAGACAUGAGAAUAUCCAUACAGGAGAAAAGCCCUAUUCCUGUACAGACUGUGGGAAAAGCUUCACGCAGAGUUCAUCCCUUCUAGCACAUAAGAGGCUCCAUACAGGAGAGACGCCUUUCCUGUGCCCCAUUUGCGGGGAGAGCUUUAACUGGAAGUCGCACCUUGUCACACAUAAGAGAACCCACACAGGGGAGAGACCCUACAAGUGCGCAAAGUGUGGGAAAAGCUUCAUCGAGAAGUCGAAACUGAAUCGACACCAGAGAACCCACCUGGAAAAAGAACUUUACGAAUGCGCAGAGUGUGGGAGGAUUUUUAGCAUCCGGUCCAACCUCCUUCGGCACGAGACCGCCCACAGAGGAGAGAAAUCGUUUACGUGCUUCAGCUGUGGGAAAAGCUUCAACCAGUCGUCAAAGCUGAUGAGGCACGAGAGGAUCCACACAGGAGAGAAACCCUACUCCUGCGCCGACUGUGGGAAAAGUUUUAGCCAGACCUCCGAGCUCCUCCGACACGAGAGAAUCCACACGGGGGAGAAGCCAUAUAAAUGCGCCAUCUGUGGGAAGUGCUUCAACCGGAGGUCACACCUGAACACCCAUAUGGCAACCCACAUCGGAGGCCGACCUUACAAAUGGCCAGACAGCAGAGCGAGCUAUGAAAACGGUUCCCUCCUUGCUGGAACCGUGAAUCCGCCCGAGCAGUUCUUUGCAGAGAACCAGCCCUACAAAGGCUUAGAGGGUGAGAAGGACUACGGUCGUGGCUCCCUCCUCAUUGCAGGCAUGAAUUCGCACGGGCAAGCACAUCUAGGGGGCCAGCUGUAUGAAUGGCCAAACACGGAGACCAGCUACAGUCAUUGCUCCCUUCUCAUGACUAGCGUCAAUCCACAAGAAGGAAUCCAUGUGCAGGAACAGACCCACAGAUGCGUGGACAAUGACACGAGCUGCAGCCGUGGUAGCCCGUUUUAUCUAACCGGCGCAAAUGCCCACGAGGGGAUCGUUGCGGGAGGUACAGCAUACAAAUGUCGAAGUGGCAACGAUGAAAGCCACAAGGGUCCCUCCCUCCUUACAACGGACGUGGGCAACCGGAGAGAAGAGAAGGUGUUUAAGUGUUCCGAGUGCGGGAAGUGCUUUAACUGGAGAUCGCACUUUGUUAGGCACAAGAGGAUCCAUACAGGAGAAAAACCGUACUGCUGUCCGGACUGUGGGAAAAGCUUCAAUCGGAGGUCGCACCUUGUCAGGCAUGGGAGGACUCACGCAGGACUGAGGCCGUACGCUCAGGCUGAGGAGGAAACUUUGGUUCAGAAUCUGGUCAUCUCGAACCCAAGUGAAUCUGUGCCCGAGGGAAACUGUAUAGACACACAGCCUUCUCACACUGUAUUACAGACCGGCGAAGUCAUGCAGGAGACAAACCUUAUGAAUAUUCUGUGACAUACCUUAUGGCACAGUAAAGAACCCAGAUGGGGAGGGAACCUAUGGCGGGGAACUUCCCAUUGUGCAUCAUUUCUUGCUAGACACACGAUACACGCACAGGGGAAACUAUGGCUUAAUGUACACCAAGGGUGGAAGAGAUGGUUAAGGUGUUCUUAGACUGCUAGUACCUAAGUUGCCCAUGAGAGGACCAUAUGAUUGUUUGAGCAUCUGGCUAUGUGAUUGACUCCAGCUUCCCAGCACAUGCACACCCUAUGCAAAUGUGGCACUAUACUCCACAAGCAUGUGUGAUCUUUGCGUAUAGGGUUAUUGCCAAUGCGACUCCUGCUCAGAGUAGACCUAGUGGAAUUAAGACACCUAAGAUAGGACUGUCCAUUAGUUUCAAUAGGUCUGUGUCAAGUAGGACUGGCAUUGAUUACAACCCAUAAUAAUAUACCUCCUGUGUUAAAAGCCUUUCUGUGUACCAAGCGGAUAAUGUGUGAACUGACCUGUGCAGUUCAGGGAUAGAGAAUCUGCAGCCUUCUGAAUGUUCAGUUAUAUUCACAAACAUUAUUAUAAAUCAGGGGUCAGCAAACUUUUUCAGCAGGGGGCCGGUCCACUAUCCCUCAGACCUUGUGGGGGGCCAGACUAUUUUUUUUGGGGGGGGGAAUGAACAAAUUCCUAUGCCCCACAAAUAACCCAGAGGUGCAUUUUAAAUAAAAGGACACAUUCUACUCAUGUAAAAACACCAGGCAAGCCUCACAAAUAACCUAGAGAUGCAUUUUAAAUUAAAGGACACAUUCUACUCAUGUAAAAACAUGCUGAUUCUUGGACUGUCCGCAGGACCCCUGUUAUAAAUCAUUUCACUUUUAUUUACAUAAAUCCCUUUGCAUUAGGCACAUUCACACACACAUUACAUUGAAUCACUAACAGGACAGUUGCUAAACUGUUUCUCCCCACCACCACCUCAGACAGGUAAGUAUAUUGUGAAAUGAGGAAUAAUGGGUAUGGAAGAUGGUAUUUUUAUGCACAUUUUCCUCUAUUAUUAUUAUUAUUGCAAUAUUCCUGCUCGCUCUGCCAAGGACAUCAAGACGCUGCUUGUAAUUCGCUUCUUUUGUAGUGUUAUGAUUUUCUGCAUUCCUUUCUAAACCUGCCUCUAGAAUUAUAUUGAAAUAUAUUGUCUUCCAAGAAAGCAAUUCUUUCACCACACAAGUCUGGACUCUGUGGGUUGAUUUGUAAUACAGGGUACUAAAGAGGGGUUUGG